Messenger RNA from Chiloscyllium plagiosum (whitespotted bambooshark), 2420 nucleotides. Its product is annotated as leucine-rich repeat transmembrane protein FLRT1-like. Gene Ontology annotation, molecular function: protein binding. The record is from RefSeq and is a predicted model, not a curated record. NCBI's taxonomy places the organism in Eukaryota, Metazoa, Chordata, Chondrichthyes, Orectolobiformes, Hemiscylliidae.
GUAUGGAAUAAUCCACUUAGGAAGGUUAGCUUCGUAUCCCCUCAAGAUAGCUAGAAAUGCAAGAUCCCAAACGCAUCCUCAGCUGCCUGUCAAAUCCAGAAGCCCAACCUACUGGUGAUCUCAUCAGAAUUUUCAGCAAGCGUGUCAGCAUGCAGGAGCUCUCAGUCUCCAGUUGAGCUCUUGCAGUGGGUACUAGCUGGCUUGUCUGAGACAUCUAUGGAGCUUUGAGACUCAACCUGUUUUUAUUUUGCUUGCUGUGUGAUCGACUAGUGGCUUUGUACUUUGCUCAUGCUGUCUGACUUCAGGAGGGGUGUCUUAUACUCAUUCUUUCUCUCUUUUCCCCCUCACUUACUGGAAUAUCUCUUACAUUUUAUGGGUGCUUGAUCUGAAUAACAGUGCCUGAAGAUGAGUAAACCUUGAACAGGUCACACUAAGUGGAGGAAAAGAUAAACAACAAAUAAUAUUACCUCCAAAUGUCGCUACAAACAAUGGGUAUCAAAGAAAGUGUGUUGCUCUGGGUCAUCAUGCCAGCACUUUUGAUGCCACGUGUCAUGUCUACUUGUCCUGCUCUGUGUCGAUGUGACAAUGGUUUUGUCUACUGCAACGAUAGAGGUUUGACAUCCAUUCCUGCCAAAAUACCGGAAGAUUCUACAACUCUUUUCUUACAAAAUAAUCAGAUUAAUAAUGCUGGGAUCCCCAGUCAAUUGAAGUAUCUGUUGAAUAUAAAAGUGAUUUACCUUUACGAAAAUGCUUUGGAUGAGUUCCCUAUAAACCUUCCCCGAUCUCUGAGAGAGCUGCAUCUUCAAGACAAUAACAUUAGGGCCAUCACACAUGAUGCACUUUCAAGGAUUCCUUUGUUGGAGAAGUUACAUUUGGAUGAUAACUCAGUGUCAACAGUCAGCAUUGAGGAACAUGCUUUUGCUAAUAGUAAGCAUCUCAAACUGCUCUUUUUGUCCAGGAACCAUCUAAGCAGCAUUCCCACUGGCCUUCCUAAAACACUGGAGGAACUGAGGCUCGAUGACAACCGGAUUGCAACCAUCCCACACUAUGCUUUCAAAGGUUUGGUCAGCUUAAGACGCCUAGUGCUGGAUGGUAAUCUUUUAGCUAAUCAAAGAAUCGCAGAUGAGACUUUCAGCAGACUUCAAAACCUGACUGAACUUUCAUUGAUCAGAAAUUCUCUAAUUUUUCCACCACGAAAUCUGCCUGUUUCAAACUUACAAAAGCUGUACCUUCAGGAUAACCUCAUUAGUUACAUUCCAGCCAAUGCUUUUUCGAAAAUGAGACAGAUACAGCGGCUGGAUAUAUCCAACAACAACUUAACAACUUUGCCAAAAGGAGUCUUUGACGACCUAGCAAACUUGAGUCAGCUACUUUUGCGUAACAACCCCUGGUAUUGUGGCUGCAAAAUGAUGUGGCUCAGAGACUGGUUACAAACAACCGCAUUUCACAUCAAUGUGCGAGGGCUAAUGUGCCAAGGGCCUGAUAAAGUCCGAGGAAUGGCAGUCAAAGAUAUCAAGUCAGAAAUGGAUGAGUGCUUUGAGAACAGCUUGCAUGGCGGCAACACAGCUCUGAAACCAACUCCAAUUGUUCAUACAGCUACUGUCACUCAAGGACUGCAAUUCACUUACAAACCGAGGCGACCAAAUCUGAAGCUACCAGAUUCAGCUGUGGAUUAUCCUUUGUCAAGAGGGUCAGAAACAAAACCAAUAAUCAUUAAUGUGAUGCCUUUAACUGCGGACAGUAUUCGUAUCACAUGGAGGGCAAUGUUACCAGUCACAUCCUUCAGACUCAGUUGGCUCAGACUCGACCAUAAUCCAUCAGUGGGUUCCAUCACUGAAACCUUGGUACAAGGAGACAAGACUGAAUAUCUUCUCACGGCCCUUGAACCCAAGUCAACCUACAUCAUAUGCAUGGUUACAAUGGAAGCUAACAACUUCUAUGUGAGAGAUGAAACACCAGUAUGUGCUAAAGCAGAAACUGCAGACUUAUACAGUCCCACCACAACGUUAAACAGGGAACAAGGGGAAUCGGACCAAGUAGGUCUUCCUUUAGCUGGUAUUAUUGGAGGUGCAACAGCCUUAGUGUUCAUUGUUGUUGUCCUUGCUGCAAUAUGCUGCUACAUUAAUAACAACAGGAAUGUUUUUUCACAUGAUCAGGUGUACAAUAGAGGUUGCAGAAAAAAAGAUGAUUACGCAGAAGCAGGGACAAAGAAAGAUAAUUCCAUUUUAGAAAUCAGAGGGAGUGGCUUUCAAAUGAUUCCACUCAAUAAUCAACAGCGAUCAAAGGAGGAAUAUGUGAUUCACACCAUAUUUCCAUCCAAUGGGACAAGUCUUUACAAGAACACUCAUAGUACAGCCCUCAGCAGUAACCGAGGUUACAGAGACGGUGGGAUACCAGAUGCUGAAUAUUCUUACACGUGA